Messenger RNA from Cynara cardunculus var. scolymus (artichoke), 681 nucleotides. RefSeq lists its product as uncharacterized. NCBI's taxonomy places the organism in Eukaryota, Viridiplantae, Streptophyta, Magnoliopsida, Asterales, Asteraceae. Gene Ontology annotation, biological process: regulation of DNA-templated transcription; nucleosome assembly. The coding region runs from base 33 to 593 and encodes 186 amino acids. The transcript has 3 exons. Gene Ontology annotation, cellular component: nucleolus. The record is from RefSeq and is a predicted model, not a curated record. Gene Ontology annotation, molecular function: DNA binding; histone binding.
CCGCGCCAAAAACAUUACCAUUAAAGGCACCGAUGGUUAGGAAAGAGAAGGUGAUUUCUGCAUCAGUUGCUAAAGGUUCCAUGCCCAGUUUGCACAAGCCACUUCACUCUAAGCCGGCACCAUCUGUUCAUAAAAAACCUGUGGCACAGAAAAGGGAUGAUAGAGAAUCUAGCAAGGGAAACGUCAUAGCUAAGAAGCCUGUCUUAUCCUCUAAGCCUCAGAUAAAGCAACAACCAGCAAAGCUUCCACCUAGUGCACAGCAGAAGGAGCGUCUAAAGAAAAGACCAGUGCGGUCAUAUUCAGAUGAUGAACAUGAUGAUAGAGCCAUUAGUAUGAUUAGAAGCAUGUUUAGAUAUAAUCCCAGCAGAUAUCGUGGUGUUAAUGAUGAUGAUGAUAGCGACAUGGAGGCUGGAUUUGAUGACAUUAUGAUGGAGGAGAAACGCAGGUCAGUUUCGUUGCAGAAGUCUUUGGGUAAUUUGGAUUUAAUUCUCGUGGUGAUCUUGUUGUAUGGAUCCAUGUUUUUACACCCAUGUGUGGUUCUUGCCUACAUGGGCCUUAUAAGUCUGAUUAAUUUUUAUUUGGUGCAUGCCUAAGCUUCUAUAUCUAUUUGAGCUCAUUUUAUCUGCUAACAAAAUGGCUGUAUCCCCACUGUCCCACAUUUAUCCUCAUAUAGCAUGUACA